AUGGCUGAGAGCAAUAUCAACGUCGAUUCUAGCGCUCAUGCUCCUCGCCUAGCCGGCAUCGUCCAAAUCACCGUCAUCGAAGGCUGCAAGUCUCAGAUCUUCUACAUCGCGCGCAACCUACUUGACUCCAAAGCGCCCGGUUUCAUGAGCGCUGUCGAUCCCACGAAACAGGCUGAGCAAAUCGCUGUCGAAAUCACUGAUGUUCAAAUCGAAGCUUUCGAUCAUUUCGUGAAAUGGCUGGAGGAUAAAACUGGCUCUUCCUCUCCAAUGGUUUACAUCUGUCGAUGGUUGUGUUUGGCCCAUGCCUAUGUCUUUGGCGAGAAUUAUGGCAUUCCCACACUACGCGAAGCUGUGAUCGAUGAAAUCCAGAAGCGGGCAAUGUCUGUCAAGCGCAGUCUCGAUCAUGUUCCUAUCGCACUCUUCACACCACCGGACCAUGUCACCUAUGUCUAUGACAACACACCGGUACAUUCACCACUUCGCGCCGUUCUCGUGGAUCUCUUUUGCACGGCGGGUACCGGUACAUUCACCGCUUCACGUCAUUCUCUUGGAUCUCGUCUGAAUGGCGGAUUGAUUUUGUCAAACCCGUCGGAAUAUCUGAAACGAUACCCAAAACACUUCUUUGUCGACGUUAUGGUCCAGAAACUUGGAGCUGCGACCAGUGAGCAAGAUUCCGCGCGAGUCGUAGGUACGAACGUGGAUCAACAACACACUGAAAAGGAGCUACCAAAGAAAAAGAGGAAGGCGUCGGGGUGA
Messenger RNA from Parastagonospora nodorum SN15, 756 nucleotides. RefSeq lists its product as hypothetical. The coding region runs from base 1 to 756 and encodes 251 amino acids. The transcript has 2 exons. The record is from RefSeq and is a predicted model, not a curated record. Lineage: Eukaryota; Fungi; Ascomycota; Dothideomycetes; Pleosporales; Phaeosphaeriaceae.